AUGAACGACUUGUUAUCGAGUUUGUUCUCAAAGGGAAAACAGCAGCAACAACAAGAGCAGCACGUGAUCGAAAUAACACAAGGUGGCAUGGACUUGGACAAGUUCUUCCUAGAAGUGGAAUCGGUGAAGGAAGAACUGAAGGAAAUAGAGCGUCUCCACCUAAGUCUCCGUGCCUCAAAUCAAAAUGGAAAAGCGCUUCACAGCCCGAAGGGCGUUAGGGAGCUUCGGUCUCGCAUGGACCUGGACGUGGCUCUUGCUCUCACCAAAGCCAAGCUAGUGAAGACUCACUUGGAGGCUCUCCACCGCGCCAACCAAGCCACCCUCUCCUUGCCCGAUUGCGGACCCGGUUCGUACUCCGACCGGACCCGAACCGCAUUGGUCGGAGCCUUGUUCAAGAACCUGAAACAGUCCAUGGAGAGUUUCAAUAAGCUGAGAGAGCAGAUAUCGUACGAGUACAGAGACACCUUGCAACGUAGAUACUACGCUGUCACCGGAGAGAACCCUGAUCAAGAAACCAUUGACCUCCUCAUCUCUACGGGUGAGAGUGAAACUUUCUUACAGAAAGCCAUCAAAGAGCAAGGGAGAGCCACCAUCAUGGACACUAUCCAAGAGAUUCAGGAGAGGCACGGUACGGUAAAAGAGAUAGAGAGAAGUCUACACGAGCUGCAUCAAGUGUUCUUGGACAUGGCAGUGUUGAUCCAACACCAGGGUGAACACUUGGAUGACAUAGAGAGCCACGUGGCGCUUGCAAAUUCCACCGUGAGCAAAGGGGUGCGUCAUUUGCAGGUUGUGAAGAAUCAUCAGAAGAACACCCGUAACUUGACCUGUUUUGCCAUACUCCUCUUCAUUAUCGUGUUGGUCAUAGUUCUCCCUAUUAUUUUCAGAAACUGA
Messenger RNA from Sphenostylis stenocarpa, 891 nucleotides. The record is from the annotation of a GenBank genome assembly. NCBI's taxonomy places the organism in Eukaryota, Viridiplantae, Streptophyta, Magnoliopsida, Fabales, Fabaceae.